Scheffersomyces stipitis CBS 6054 is the source of this 693-nucleotide messenger RNA. RefSeq names its product Dcg1p (gene DCG1). NCBI's taxonomy places the organism in Eukaryota, Fungi, Ascomycota, Pichiomycetes, Serinales, Debaryomycetaceae. Bases 1 to 693 code for a protein of 230 amino acids. The record is from RefSeq and is a predicted model, not a curated record. The transcript has a single exon.
AUGAAGUUGCUAGUAAUAAACCCUAAUUCUUCUGAGAAGGUAACUGAAAAUCUCUCGAAAACGGUGCUGAGCCCAGAAGGUGUAGAACUCGUUUUCUAUACGGGACCUGAGUCCGCUCCGAGAGAGAUUGUUCCUUCAACUUCUUGUGCUUCAGAACAGGCGGUCCUUCCAGACUUGGUUUCCAAAGGGGCAAUUGAGAUCUACGAUGGCUUUCUCGUUUGUUGCUAUUCAGAACAUCCGCUUGUUGGUUCGCUUCAGAAACUCACCAGCAAGCCUGUGUUGGGGAUUAUGCAGGCCACGCUUCUCUAUGGGCUCCUGGUGGGUUCAAAGCUGGUAAUUAUCACAAGCGUCAGUGAAUGGAACGAAGUGUUGGACACAGCCGUCACCGACUUUGUAGGUAGCUCUAGCUUUCCGAGCAGGAAAUUUGCACCCACCCGGGCUUUGGAUGUUAGUGUUCUUUCGCUCAGCGAUCCUGAAGAGUUCAAGAAGAUUGAAAAUCGGGUAGAUGUCGUUUUGAACAAGGAGUAUGCGGAUGAAAACAUAAAGACGGUAUUGCUCGGAUGCGCGGGUAUGGCAGGACUUAACGAAAAGUUGAGCGCUGCUUUUGAGGGAGUGGUGUUUGUUGAUAGUGUCAAGGUGGGUGUGGAGUUAUUGGCGCUGUUGUGUAGAUUUCGCAGUCAAUUACAUCCAUAG